AUGGAUGAUGAAAUGAGUGAAUAUCUCAAUAAGAUGCAAAUUAAAGAGACAUCAGAACUGUAUGUUCGAUGUAGUACAGUAUGUUUUGAUCGGUGUGUUAAUAAUUUCACUGCACGCAAAUUGAAUGAGAAAGAGACUGAAUGUGUUGAUAAGUGUACAGAAAAAUUCGCCAAAAUGAACCAACGUUUAACACUUAGACUAUUUGAGUUGAACCGUGAAGAAUUGGUCAAGCACUGA
Messenger RNA from Trichobilharzia szidati, 237 nucleotides. Lineage: Eukaryota; Metazoa; Platyhelminthes; Trematoda; Strigeidida; Schistosomatidae. The record is from the annotation of a GenBank genome assembly.